ACAGGGUUAAUAUUGGAUGACGUCGCUGUGGAUCGAUAUGGCAGUAUUAUAAUGCUUUCACUAUCUGUUUUCCAAUGGUACAUCCAUGAUCCAUGCAUGACGGUUGUGGCGUCGUGUCGGUUUUUCUGGCACUGGGGAAAACAGUGAUAUGUAGUUUUGGUAAAAAGAAAAAGGCGAUCUGAAUGACACAGUUACAGGCAGGGGGUGAGAAAAUGUCUGCGUCUGCUCAUACAAGCGUGGCUAAUCUGAAGGCCCACCAGAACAAGGUGGGGCCAAACUUGUUAGUCAAAAAGGAGAAAGUUGUCAACGUCAGCAGGAAACAGAGAAAACGCAGAGGGUCUGCUGGUAGUUCAAUCAACCUACAGGUAGCCGAACCGCACAAUUCAUCAUGGAUUCGUACCAACAUUUUGAUGAGAGAAUGCAUCCGCUUCACGGAAGCACCCAUCGCCAGAGGCCAGUCAGAUCCCAUACCCGAAGACCCCAAGUGCCAGUGUGGCAAACGGCGGUCCUAUCAUGAGUCCCGCUACCAGAAGAACCACGAUCCCCGGGCCAAGUGGAAGGUGGAUACGCACACCCAUACCAGCGCCACCAACGCGUACGGGGAAAUUGAGUUCGUCGGGGCAGCCGGGGCAGGCCUCAGUGUCAAGCUGAGAAAGUAUCUGCGUGUGGACCAUUCCAUCCACCCGUGCAAGCUGAUGGAAUUACUGAAUGACCAUUGGCAUCUGGGCACGCCCAAGCUCCUCAUCUCGGUCACGGGAGGAGCCAGGAACUUCCCCAUGAGCAACAAGCUCAAGAACGUCUUCAGGAAGGGCCUGGUCAAGGCUGCGCUCAGCACAGGUGCCUGGAUCAUCACAGGUGGCACCCACGCCGGUGUGAUGAAGUAUGUGGGUGAAGCUGUCAGAGAUUACGCCCUGCUGGGCACAGCAGCCGGCCACUCCAACGUAGUCUGCAUUGGCUUUGCAUCCUGGGGAGUCAUUGAUCAAAGAGACAAGCUCAUUGAUGAUAGAGGUCGUUUUCCGGCUUACUACCGCAUGGACACCAAGAAUCCCAAGGGGGUCCUCCUGGACCCCAACCACACCCACUUCAUCCUGGCAGAUAAUGGCACAGAGGGUCAGUAUGGCGUGGAGAUCAAGCUCCGAGCUAAGAUGGAGAAGGAAAUCUCUGAACAGAAAAUGUCAGGAGUGGCCGAUGUGUCGGUGCCAGUGGUGUGUGUGGUGGUGGAGGGAGGUCCCAAUACCAUAGCUACGGUCUACGAGGCCAUCAUGAACGGCACGCCAGCUGUCAUUGUGUCUGGAACAGGAAGAGCCGCUGACAUUCUGGCGUUCGCCUUCCAAAGGGCACCCAUGGUGGAGAAGUUCGUCAAAGAUAGCAAAGGAAACAUCAAAAAGGAGAAAAGAGCAGUGGUCAGCGAUGCGCUGUCAGUCCGCAUUGCCGACAUGCUCUCCAAGGAAUUUGGCGAGAGGGACCUGGAUACUCAUCUGACGCGCAUAAAGGAGAUGCUGAUGCGAAGACACCUCAUCACUGUCUAUGAAUUGGGCACCGGAACGCAGAAGUACGACAUUGACAGUGCCAUCUUGCACGCGCUGUUGAAAGCCAACAAGGGUCAAGUGCAGGACCAGUUACAGCUCGCUUUGAUCUGGAACAGAGUUGACGUGGCCCAACGGGAAAUCUUCACUGAAGACAGAGACUGGAAGAAAGGUGAGCUCGACAAUGCUCUUCACUAUGCCUUGGUCAACAAUCAGGCGGACUUUGUCAGGCUGUUUAUGGAGAAUGGCGUCAGCUUAAAGGAUUACCUGACAGUCAGAGAACUCACCCUGCUCUACAAUGAGGUGAAGCCAAACACACUGCUGUACGAACUUCUGGAGAAGGCACGAGGGAAGUUGACUCGUAAGUUCAACUUGUUCGAUGUGGGCAAGGUCCUCGAGGAGCUGACGAUGGACACGUACGAGCCGCUCUACAUCCGCCACCAGGCCAAGUAUGUGUUGACGGAAGCGCAGAUACUUGGGGAGGACAUCCUAGCAGACGACGCCUCAGAGACGGGUGUCGGUAGGGGGUACGAAGUUGUUCAGACCCACGCCAGAGAAGGGCUGAGGGAGAUAGCGGUCCAGGGACGAAGAGAUGCCUUGCAGGACCUGACCGACCACUUCUUGUCUCCCGUGCGUGAGCUGUUCCUCCUGGCCAUCAUGCAGAACCGGCCCGAGAUGGCCCGGAUGCUUUGGGAGGAUGGCAACGAUGCAGUUGCUUCGGCACUCACAGCCAGCAUGAUCCUCAAGCUGAUGGCCGACAGAGAGGGUGACUCGGACCAGAGCGCAGCCAUGCUCAAACAUGCCGAGGAGUACGAGGAACUGGCCAUCGGUGUUCUAAAUGAAUGCUACAAUGAUGAUCCCGAGCGCACCUCCCUCCUCCUGGCUCGGGAACAGGAAAACUGGGGCAAGGCCACCAGCCUGAGCCUGGCCAAACACGCCCAGAACAAGAACUUCAUUGCGCACUCUGGAGUCCAAAACCUGCUGACAGAGAUCUGGAAUGGGAAGCUGUCGGACGAGAACAACGGCUGGCUGCUGUGGCUAUGCAUGUUGUGUCCGUUCAUCGUCCCAUGUGUCGUCAUCUUCAGAGAGGAUGAAGUUGAACAGGAGGAAGAGGAGCUAGAAUGGAAGCCAAACCACGACAUCGACCUGAACCUGAACAAUGGUAUGCCGUAUAAUCUAGACGAAGACAACCCUGCUGAGGAUGGUUUGAAGAUGAUUAAGAUGGGGGAACCCGUCGCAUUAGGAAAUUGUCCUUCGGCAAGCACUGCUGCGCUUUUUAGCCCAGACAACAAUGUGGAGAACACUCAACAGUAUGAAGAGACUGCUGAUAUUGAUAUCAUUGAUAGCGGCAAGGACUUGUCGUGGUGGCAACGCAUUUGGCUUUUCUACGACUCGCCACUCAUCACAUUCAGGCACCAUGUUGUCUCGUUCGUCUGCUUCUUGGGGCUCUUCAGCUACAUUAUCUUGGCAAACUUCACCGAGCAUGUCUCACCGGCCGAGAUUGUUCUCUAUGUGUGGGUCGGGUCGUUAGCAGCUGAAGAAUUGAGACAGAUCGCCCAAGAGGAGUCCAACAACUGGCGGAUCCGCUUCAUGUCUUGGAUCGCCCAGUACUGGAAUCUCGUGGACUCCUCGGCCCUGAUCCUAUUUGCCGUGGGCAUGGCCCUGCGCUUCCAGACGGCCACCCUAGACGUGGCUCGCAUCAUCCUGGCACUGGACCUGCUCAUCUUCUACAUCCGGCUGCUGCAGAUUUUCUCCAUCCACAAGAACUUGGGGCCCAAGCUGAUUAUGAUCCAGAGAAUGAUGAUCGACCUGUUGUUUUUCCUGGGUAUUCUUCUGGUCUUUCUCCUGGCAUUUGGCAUAGCCUCCCAGGCCAUUCUCCAGCCCAACGCACCCAGCUUUGUCGACGUCGCCAGGGGAGUCUUCUACAAGCCCUACUUUCAGAUAUUUGGCGAACUGUUCCUGGAUGACAUUUUGGAGAAUGUUGGUUGCAUCGCCGCCAACAGUUCCAGUCCAGAUCCCGGUGUCUAUCCCUGCCCUGGCACUGCUGCCAUCGGCACCCUGCUGCUUUUCUUCUACAUGAUGCUGAGCAAUGUACUGCUCCUGAAUCUCCUCAUUGCCAUGUUCAGCUACACCUUCUCAGCUGUCCAGGACAACACCGACGUCUACUGGCGGUUCCAACGCUACGAUCUGAUCGAGGAAUACUUCAGUCGGCCCCCGGUGGUCCCCCCUUUCAUCCUGAUCUCCCACGUCUUCCUGCUGGUGCGGUUCAUCAUGCAGAAAUGUUGCAGGGUGUGCCUUCGCUACCGAUCGGGCGAAAUGAAGCAAACGAUGCCCCCAAGUAAAGUGAAGCAGCUUGUUCUCUGGGAGACCAUACAGAGUGACGAGUACAUCGUCAAAGAGAAAGCUCGACUAGCAGAGGAUGUCAGUGAACAAGUCAAAUCAACAGGAGAAAAGGUGGACGACUUGCUGGCGAAGAUGGACGAACUCUUUGCUGACCCGGAGACUGGAGCUCCUUCCAAAGCCUUGGGUCUGCUGGGCGAGAAGGCUAUGGAGGAGAGACUGAACAGACUAGAAGACCAGAUGGAGCGAACAAACCAGGCCAUUGAUUGGGUAAUCCUGGCUCUCCACGGUAACAAGCUCGGAGUCAAAGAAGGACCUCCAGAACUCAGGUCUAUUGCUCCCAGAAAAGAGCAAGAUAAUUUUGAUGAUGAAGAGGAAGAGAGGAAAGUUCCCACGACGCUGGAAGAACUCGGGAUAUCCUUACAUCAGAAGGCUCGCUCCAGUCCCUACCCCGGUACGGCAAUACGAAGGUUCCCAGUGCCAGACAACAAAGUGCCCUGGGAGAAUAACCACCAAGGUUACAAAGCGGUCAGCUACACUCAUCCCAGUAUUCUGGCAAUGCCUCACUACGCUGACAUUGAUCUGCUCAAGUACAGCAAAAACGAGCGGCCCAUUCUCAACUUCAACUCCUACGACAAGACAGUGAACUAUGACCGGCGAAGUUACUCGGGCACCUACACCAUCAUGGACGGCAUUCCCCUGAAUCCGCGAGGUAGGACUGGAAUGAUAGGCCGCGGGACGCUGGGUCGAUUUGGCCCCAAUCAUGCCGCUGACCCCAUCGUUACCAGGUGGAAGAAGAACCCAGAUGGAAUGAAACUGGAGGACAAUGGACUGAUGGUUCUGGAGUUUAUUGCCAUACAGAGGAAGGACAACCAGCAGUGGGCGAUACCAGGGGGUAUGGUCGAGCCGGGGAGCCUAGUUAGUGAGACACUGAAGAGGGAGUUUGGUGAGGAGGCAAUGGGAUCACUGGACAAGUCUCCUGAGGACAUCGUCAUCAUUCAACAGAAAAUUGAGGAGCUUUUCCAGCACGGCGUAGAGGUCUAUCGCGGCUACGUAGAUGAUCCCCGCAACACUGACAACGCCUGGAUGGAGACGGUGGCCAUGAACUUCCACGACGAAGAGGGCACGUCAGUAGGUCUUCUGGAUCUGCAGGCCGGUGACGAUGCACAGGGUGUGCGAUGGCAGCGUGUCAGCUCCAAGAUUCCUCUCUUUGCCAGCCACCAGGCCAUGCUCAGGAAGGUAGCUGAGCUACACAACGCUGCCUUCUAGACGGAGCAGGGGACCCUCUGGAGUUGGUACAUGCAGCAGUGAGGCUCACGAUCUGAGCAAAGCAGGUGCAGGGUACUGUCAUCCAAGGAUGUUGCCAGUUUUUUUAUGGGGGGGCAAAGCACUUUUUUCCAGGGGGAAAGUUUCCAAAAGGGGCAAAGCACUCAUUAGCAACAAACCGACAAAUCAUAAGCAGAGCAAAUGGGUAGGUUUUGAGGUUUUUCCAGCAAACUUUCUGCAACUUUCAUCUCUUUUUUAAAUUUCUCUUGGCUUUUUUCUCUUUUCCUAUUUAAUUUUUUUUUGGGGGGGGGGGAAUCGAGGAGGGGGCAGCAGAGCACCCUUGCACCUCUUGUGAUGCCCAUGCUAUCGUCCAGACAAGGCUCAUGCUACCUUCUCCAGCUAGCUACUGAAAAUGCAAUUCAGUUCACUCAGAAAAAUGUGUCAAGGUUUGUGUUGGCCUUUUCCCCUAACAGUGCUGCUUUUUAGACCGCUGUGUGUGCGAAUGCAGAGUAAUACCAGAUUACUGGCGUUGAAUUUAUUUGUGAGAUAAAGAAUUCUUUUAACCAUCCUGUCCGUUGUAUGAAGUGCUAUGGUUGUUUUAGCAAUACAUGUAUAGGUUUUUGAAGUGCAGUUUGGUACGUUUGUAUUUUCUCUUUCUUGAAUGAAAUUUGAUCAGUUAAGAUUUAAAGGUAUUCCAAUGUCAGUAUAUCUCUGUAUAUAUCUGUCAGAAGUUUUGAACAAGAGUUCAUGCUACCUGCUGUUUUUUUAUUGUAUGCCACGGUCUUUCAGUAGUACAUUUUGAAAAAAAAAGUAUUUUUCUGAAAAGUCUGGAAAGAAUUUGUCAUAGUAUUAAAUAUAAUCACCUUGAUGUUGCAAUCGUUGAGAAGAAAUUACAGUAUUCAUUAAAAAUAUGUUUGGAUUUUAUUGACUUUAAAAACAAGGCCCCUGUAAUCCCUCCAACUGUGUGUAUACAAACCAAACAAUAAUUCUGUGCCUUUAGGGAAGAUUUGGCGGCUCGACAUUUGUUAUUUUAGUCGUGAAUUUCGUCACAUCACUGUAAAAAAAUUGAAUGAAGAGAAGAAUCUGAUAAUGUAGAAAAAAGCGAUAUUUUUCUAAUUAGUUGGCAGAAAUUUGAGUGAAGGAUAGGUGAUGUAUUUGUAGUUUUUCUGUUGCCAUUUUGGCAAAUUCUGUUUGCUAAAAGAUUCCGCCUUGAUUUGCAUUACAUGUGAUUGUGAUUUUGUAGAUUUAUGUCCUUUUAAUAUCAUCAGAAUUUACAUCUUUAAGGUGUGCUAUAUCAAGAGCUGUGAUAUUCUUGAUCUCUGAAAAUUUGUGAUGUAAUUUUAAAUUAUUCUUGUUUAUCCAAAGACUUUAUGUGAAUCGAUGUAAAAUGGAUUUCUAAACAUGUAUUUGCACGGGGAGCCUUUCGACUAUUGUAUUUUUUUCCGUUCAGUCCGUGGAAUUUGGUAUUCAUUAUUGUAUCCAAUUCCACGGUUCAGUCCAGUUUGUGUUUGUGGUGGUGUACGUGUGUGUUGGGGGGUGUCUUGUGGCGAACGUUUUGUUUUGUUUGCAGGUUGUGUGUGUAUGGUUUUUUUUGGGGGGGGGCAUUGUGAGCAAGCAACAACAUGAUGCCAACUGCACAUUAUGCAAAGCUAUGUAAUUCAUGAAAUUGUUAUAUUCGUGACACAAGAUGCCCAUUUUCUGAGUGGACCCUAUCACCUCCUUUUUAUUUCGUGUGGAGUUAUACUGUAGUUUGUGUGUGUGUUGCUAGGAGUAUAAUUCAACAUUCCAUUGCGCGAUUUUUGCGUAUACAUGUGCUGGCGUGCACGAUACCGGCCGCAACUGAAAAACCAGGAAUCGGGUUUGAUAGUUAUUUGCUGCCUGUGACUGUUGUUUGUGGGGUUUAUGGAAAUCGACUUUCCCAGGGUCUGUGGAAUUCAGCCUUUUCAUUCAACCUGUUACCCUGAAGCCAGUAAUCCUUCCUUGGACAUUUUCUUUUAUAUCGUUGCAGUGCCGGGGGUUAUUUAUGACGCCAAACCUUGUGGGGUUUUUCAGGGAUGUCUUGCGGUUAUUUUAAUAAGAAAUUUGUGAAAGUCAGAGUUACCGUUCUCGCGCAGUUCUUGCCGAGACAGCUCAGCCAAUAAUUCCCCCCCCCAGUAGUGUACGUGUGCGCAUUGCACGCAGGCUGACUCGCGGCGUGUUGCCAUCAUGAACCACGCGUAACAACAAAGCCAUAGAUAGGAUUUGUGGACUGAUUAUAACUUAAUAUUUUUGUGAGAGUGAGUCCCUUUACGCGCUUACAACGACAUGAAACAACCAAGGUCGGGGGGUGGGGUGGAAUCACCCCCCCUGAGAUUGUCCGAUAAACCUUGGAGGUGUAUUUUCUCCAUGGAAUAGACAAGCUCGGCGCUUUUACAGGUCAACUUGUGCCUUUAUGUUGUAGAUUGUUUGGUUAUUUGAAAGAUACGGGUGUCUAUUGGUUUUUAAGCUACUUCAAACUCUAUAAUAUUAUUCGUGUCGAGAAAUUCAACCAUCCAGGGGAAAAGUUGAUGUUAAAUAACAAGAUAACUAGCUUGUGCGCGGAACAUGUCAGAAAAGCCCAGGGUUGUGACAGUGACCGUUUUCAUGUUUACUUACUCCUUAUGAUUUAUAAAGUGGAAGAAGUUAGUUUGAUGAUUGCUGGUGCAAGAAGUGAAAAUGGCUUUGUUCAUGAAUGCGUAUUCAUGUAUUUUCGCGACCAGAGAGGUACACCCGGAAAUGUUUCUUCAUGUAUAGGUUUUAGUUGUACAUUAAAACCAAAAUUAUUAGCAUUGGAGUAGAUAUUUUGUUUGUGGAGAAAGAAUGGAUGAAUUACCAGUAUUAAGUAAUUGGAAUAAACAAUUGGUGUUGGCACACUGUAUCCGAAGGUGCAUGCGUAGUGUAAACGAAAAGAUAACGUUGCUUUUCUACGAGUGUUUCCUAAUAAUGUAAAGUGAGAUAUGAAUAAUUAUAAAGAUCCGUAAAGAAGAGAAAUAUAUGAGUUUGUUUACACAAAGCGCAUGACCGUGGAUGAUAAAUUGAUAUCCUGCAUGCUGUUUAA
Messenger RNA from Acanthaster planci (crown-of-thorns starfish), 8208 nucleotides. RefSeq names its product transient receptor potential cation channel subfamily M member-like 2. The record is from RefSeq and is a predicted model, not a curated record. Gene Ontology annotation, molecular function: ligand-gated calcium channel activity. Gene Ontology annotation, cellular component: plasma membrane. Lineage: Eukaryota; Metazoa; Echinodermata; Asteroidea; Valvatida; Acanthasteridae. Gene Ontology annotation, biological process: calcium ion transmembrane transport.